AUGUACAGGGGCAGUCCUGCUCGUAGGGUCAAUCGAGCUUUCCAGGUUGCAAAUGCAGUACUAGAGUUGAUUGUGGAUCAAAAGGGCUACACUAUUGGACCUGUCGUAGACGGUCUAUUUAUUAGCACCGUCGCCACGGCCUCUGCUCGGUGGAGAGAAUUGCCGCAUUCUUCCGCUGGAUCUGCUUCUGCUUCCGUCACUGAACCAAGCGCACCGUCGCACGAAUCAGGCUCGGAAACCAUGAGCAGCUCCGAAGAGGUGUCGUGGAUCACCUGGUUUUGUGGACUCAGAGGAAAUGAAUUCUUUUGUGAGGUUGACGAAGAAUACAUACAAGAUCGCUUUAACCUUACUGGCCUGAAUGAGCAGGUACCAAAAUAUCGCCAGGCUCUCGAUAUGAUUCUAGAUUUAGAGCCAGAAGACGAUAUGGAAGACAAUCCAACCAAUACUGAUUUGGUCGAGCAAGCAGCUGAAAUGUUAUAUGGUCUGAUCCAUGCAAGAUAUAUCUUGACCAACAGAGGCAUUGGCCAGAUGGUUGAAAAAUGGCGUGAUCAUGAUUUUGGUGUAUGUCCACGAGUUUAUUGUGAAAAUCAAGCUAUGCUACCCAUUGGGCUUUCGGAUGUUCCUGGUGAAGCGAUGGUGAAGCUUUACUGUCCUCGCUGCUGUGAUGUAUUCAUUCCACGUUCCUCACGCCAUCAGCAUACUGAUGGCAGCUAUUUCGGCACGGGGUUCCCGCAUAUGUUGUUCUUUGUCCAUCCAGAACUUCGCCCACGUAAACCAGCCACUCAAUUUAUACCAAGAUUGUAUGGGUUCAAAAUCCACCCACUUGCGUACAACUUGCAGUAUCAGCAGUCGCCGCAGCAGUCAAGCAAUGGUCCGCCAAGUGAAAAAUCUGGACAACAGUUUGCAAAUGCUUCGUGUAGAUGUCAAAAGGCAUCCGAAGUCAAUAAAGAUGUGCUGUAUAUGGAAAUAAAAUGUGGAGAAUUACAUGCAAACAUCGAGAUUUUGCACAUGAAAUCGUCGUCACGUCCAACAAGCAUGUGUAUGACGCCUCGACAAGAUCCGCUAACUUUUGAGGUUCUUCCCCAAGAAGGCUUGAAAAAUGAAAGUGUUGAGUUUAUACUAGGAAUGCCAUUGAAUCAGGUGCUAACUCUGAUACAACACAAUGCUAGGAUUUUAUCGAACAUUGAGUUGAUGUACUCCAGAAAGGAUCCGCUUGGACGAGACAUCUGCGUCUAUCUAAGCAACGAUGGGAUUCGUCUGUUGUUUCAUCCAGUCACGCAACUUUUACGGUUAAUCGAGGUCGACAAUCUGUCCCAGAUAGUGUUAAAGUACAAAGAGAAGAUUUUCUCUGAACCUGGCGCUGAAGUGAGCAUGGACAAAGUUGAUGAAUUCUUCGGUUCUACGCAUCCUGGAGCAUAUGAUGACAAGCAGAAAAUUUGUGUCAAGAGUUGGCGAGGACUAUCCUUUUGCUUUCCUACAGCUGAAAGCGCCAACGUUGAAGUCACUCCUGGAUUUGGUCCUCUACGCUCGUUGAAGUUUGACAGUGCCACCCAACCUCGGUUAACGAAAAUGUCAAUCUUUAAAGGAACAGCCGUCGGCAAAAACGAGGAAGUCACUAUGCCACUGGCUGCUUACUGCGGACAGAAUCGUACGUUGAUGGUCUCAUGUGCCAGGAGGAAUGGGAAAAUCAGCGGCGUUGAUGUUUUGUUCCAAACGCAAAAUGGUAACGCUGCCUCACGAAUCAGCGGCGAGCUAGAGAUAGUAGAAGUCUCAAGAACGAUAUCGUUUGGAGAUUCUGUCGCUAAAGUGUUAUCGGCGCUGGGUGCUCCAUCGAAGGUGUUUUACAAGUCGGAAGACAAAAUGUCUAUACAUCGUGGAGGAUGCAAAGAGACACUUAGCCCUCAACCACACUUCUUCUUUAACUACUUCUCGAUGGGCCUGGAUGUUCUAUUCGAUUUCGUCACUAAACGGGUCAUCAAGAUUGUGCUGCAUACAAAUAUGCCAGGACAUUACGAUUUCACUAUAUAUGCUAGAUGCGAGUUCCACAUCACCUUCGAUGGAAGCGAGCCAACUGUGAUCACCACGUCUUCAAAGUUCAACGACAUCUGUGGAGUGUUCACGGAUGCGAGUGGAGAGUACGAAGAACCGCAGCCAGUUGUGGUAUCGCGAAACACUCAAGAAGACCGUAAUCCGUUUGGAUCUACGUUUUGCUACGGUACUGACCAGAUUGUGGUUGAGGUAAUGGACAAUGGACACAUUGCUGCAGUGACACUUUUUGAAUGAUUUGUAGUGUAUCAGCUAUUUUUCUUUUAAGCAACUUUUUCUAGUAUUGUUUUUUUUUCCAAUUUGAAUGGAUUUGAAUGAUGUACAGCACAGAUGUCACUUCUGUGGUUUACUCCCUUGAUGGGAACUUACAAUUUUGUACUUUGUAUAUAUUUCUAAUCCCUUACUUUAAAUGGCCACAAAUUUUGUAAAAUAUGUAAAAAUGUAAUUUGGCUGUAAUUGCUGCAUCUACCAAUUCCUUUUUUCUCGAUAAACUCGUCCUCAUGGCUUUA
Cylicocyclus nassatus is the source of this 2555-nucleotide messenger RNA. The record is from the annotation of a GenBank genome assembly. NCBI's taxonomy places the organism in Eukaryota, Metazoa, Nematoda, Chromadorea, Rhabditida, Strongylidae.